UGGCCUAUGAGAACGAAAAGCUACACGAGUUGUACUUACAUUGGCGAUUAUUUUUUGGCGAUUUCUGGCUCUGCCGGAUAUCCUUGACCAAUCAAAAUGAUCGGUGUUUUAAUUUUAGGUUUUUGGGAAUGUGAACGGUGUGUACCCUCUUCACUGCCCUUAUUUCUGUUUCUUUUUUUGAGAAUUUUAAGAAAUUGAAAUUUGAAGGAAUUGCGUUAUUUUAAAUAAAGUAUUCAUCAUUGUACAUUUAUAUAUUCUCUCAUGAAUGUUCUAAGUUAUCCUUUACAAAUUUGUAGUUUUCUUAAAAAUUGUGAAACCUAAACGAAGUACUAUUGGAUUUCGAUCUUUUAGAUGCAUGAAGUGAAGUCAUGAUGUGUUCAUGUAGGUGAAAUCUGCAUCAGACUUCUAGAUGAAAAUUUCAGUGGCAUGGAUGUGCUUGCUGAACGCAUCUUAUUGGAUUUGAGGAAUACUUUUAAAAAGGAUCCAUUAAUUGAUGAAUUUGAUGUGCUUCCUGUUCAUGAAUCAGUCAGCAAUAAGUGUCCAGUUAUUCAUGUGGAUCACAAGAUAGCUUUGGAGGAUUGGUGCGUGAAGCACGUCUAUGUAUAUGCUUACUCUAAAUUCUUUGCAUGGAGGAAAAGGCCUUAUAAGAUAGAUUCAGAAUGUUUUUUAACCUGGACAAGUGCAAUUCUGUUAAUCAAUCCGGAAGUAGAAACUGUUUGGAAUGCUAGGAAAGAAUUUGUGUGCCAAAACCUUCUUCUUCCUGAAAAUGAACUUAAAUUUUCUGAAUUGGUGUUGAGCCGAAAGCCCAAAAGUUCUCCAGUUUAUGCUCAUCGAAAAUGGGUGCUACUAGAAUAUUUUCAGGGAAAAGUCUCACCAUGCUCCUUACAGCAAGUGGUGGAUCAUGAGUUUAAAUUAUGCAGUCGGGUUGCAAACCUUUAUCCUAACAACUAUUAUGCCUGGUGCCACAGAUCAUGGCUUAUGAAAGAGAUAUGUCACAACUGCCACAAGAUUGUUUCUGAAGAGCUUACUUGUAUGGAAAAAUGGGUAUCUACUCAUGUCUCAGAUCACUGUGGAUUCCACUAUCGCCAGUACCUUCUUUCUUGCUACUCUGGGGAUGAUGAAGGCAUUGUCACUUGCCCCUUGCAUGCAACAGGUGAUGACAGCUGCUCUCCCAAGCAAACUGCACUCUUUGCACCUCUGCUUCGGCAAGAGAUGUCUCUCCUCUGCAAUCUGCAAGCCGCCUAUCUUGGCCAUGAGACUCUUUGGUACCAUCGGCGCUUCCUCAUCCAUGAAUUUCACAAGCUAGAGGUCUCCAUAGUGAAGGAUGGAGAAGAAACAGGUAGCUGUAAGCGGCAUAAGUGGGACAAGGGGCAAGAAUGGGAUACUGCAAUGGAAGAGUCCUUCUUGGUAGAGAGCUUCAAACGUGCCUCUGGCAAUGACUGGGAACAGACUCUGAUAGAGAGACACAUCAAGUGGCUAAAAAAUGUUGUUUAUUGGUCGGUGUCUUUAACACCCAGUUGAUUUUUAAUAGGUUUAUUUCUUUACAAUGUAGAGAAAGUGAUUGUGUUAAUAAAAAUUUUAUUCUUUUAGUUAUUACA
This is a messenger RNA of Argiope bruennichi, 1598 nucleotides long. It is a transcript of the gene temp, whose product is annotated as protein prenyltransferase alpha subunit repeat-containing protein 1-like. Gene Ontology annotation, biological process: protein prenylation. The transcript is spliced from 7 exons. The coding region runs from base 427 to 1521 and encodes 364 amino acids. Gene Ontology annotation, molecular function: protein prenyltransferase activity. The record is from RefSeq and is a predicted model, not a curated record. Gene Ontology annotation, cellular component: cytoplasm. Lineage: Eukaryota; Metazoa; Arthropoda; Arachnida; Araneae; Araneidae.